Marmota flaviventris (yellow-bellied marmot) is the source of this 3388-nucleotide messenger RNA. Lineage: Eukaryota; Metazoa; Chordata; Mammalia; Rodentia; Sciuridae. The record is from RefSeq and is a predicted model, not a curated record.
UGGCCGGAAUCUUGCAGAGCGGUGACAACAAACAAUAAGAGUGGCAUGGAACCGGCUGGAGCGUGAUCUAGUAGACCUCCGGGCCUCAGUAACUUUGCGUCUCGGGCUCGGGCGGGCCUAGGCGAGCUCCACCCCUCCAAGGCGAAGGGUCGCCUGGGCCCGCCCCGCGGCCACGCAGCUAUUGGUCGAUGCCGACUCAGCCACCUGCCCCUACCUUGCGUGGGCGGUGCUACCUGGGCCCCGCCCCACGGCUCGGGUUCCCAGGCCGCGCUUCCCCCUCCUCCUCCGGCCCCGCCCCCGGCGUGAGGCCCCGCCCCUCCUAGUCCCGGAGCCCGGGCACCUCGUGAUGUCACGGCCGCUUUGAUACAAAGAGCCCCUUCGGCCCACGCGGGUCUCCCGGCAACGAGCGCGGGCGGGGGCGGGGCCGGCGCCUUCAACUGGUGCCGAACGGUGCGAGCGGCGGCGCAAAGGCUUGGGGAUUGUUCCUUGAGCUCUCGGGUUGCCCGCCGCGUCCCUACUCAUCCUACUGACCCGCGCUGAGCUUCUUGUCCCUCUGCAGAGGACCGAUCCGCAACUGGUCGGGGAUGCACACCCCGCCAACUCCCGGGAGUCAGGACAUUGAGGUCCCCGGCUCCACCUUUGCUGAUGGCGAGCUCAUCCCCAGGGAGCCCAGCAUCUUUCCCGAGGACGAGGAGGAGCCUAUGAUGACACUGGCCCCAGUUGAGGGCUCCCUGGAGUCAGAUCUGGACAGCCCCAUGGAAAGCACCCAGAGCCUGGAGGGGUCUGUCGGGAGUCCCGCCGAGGACAAGGAGCGGGGUCUCGGGGGCCUGUUUCUGCCAGAGGACAAGUCCCUGGUCCACACUCCAUCCAUGACGACAUCAGACCUCUCCACACACUCCACCGCCUCACUCAUCAGCAACGAGGAGCAGUUUGAAGACUACGGGGAGGGGGAUGACGUGGACUGUGCCCCCAGCAGCCCCUGCCCCGAUGAUGAGACCAGGACCAACGUCUACUCGGACCUGGGUUCUUCGGUGUCUUCCAGUGCGGGGCAGACACCGAGGAAGAUGCGGCACACGUACAACAGCGAGCUGCUGGAUGUGUACUGCUCUCAGUGCUGCAAGAAGAUCAACUUGCUGAAUGACUUGGAAGCCCGGCUGAAAAACCUGAAGGCCAACAGCCCCAACCGAAAAAUCUCUAGCACUGCCUUUGGACGGCAGCUCAUGCACAACAGUAACUUCAGCAGCAGUAACGGCAGCACUGAGGACCUGUUCCGGGACAGCAUUGACUCCUGUGACAAUGACAUCACGGAGAAGGUAAGCUUCCUAGAAAAGAAGGUGACAGAGCUGGAGAAUGACAGCCUGACCAGUGGGGACCUAAAGAGCAAGCUGAAGCAGGAGAACACACAGCUGGUGCACAGGGUGCACGAGCUGGAGGAGAUGGUGAAGGAUCAGGAGACCAUGGCCGAGCAGGCACUGGAGGAGGAGGCCCGGCGACACCGUGAAGCCUACACCAAGCUGGAGCGGGAGAAGAGCACGGAGCUGGAGCUGCUCCACACCAGGGUGCAACAAUUAGAGGAGGAAAAUACCGAGCUCAGGACGACAGUGACACGACUCAAGUCGCAAACCGAGAAACUGGACGAGGAGCGGCAGCGCAUGUCCGACCGGCUGGAGGACACCAGCCUGCGGCUCAAGGACGAGAUGGACCUGUACAAACGCAUGAUGGACAAGCUGCGGCAGAACCGCCUGGAGUUCCAGAAGGAGCGGGAGGCGACGCAGGAGCUCAUCGAGGACUUGCGCAAGGAGCUGGAGCACCUGCAGAUGUACAAGUUGGACUGCGAGCGGCAGGGCAGGGGCCGCGGCUCCUCCGGCCUGGGCGAGUUCAGUGCCAGGGCCCGCGAGGUGGAGCUGGAGCACGAGGUCAAGCGGCUAAAGCAGGAGAACCAUAAGCUGCGGGAUCAGAAUGACGACUUGAACGGACAGAUCCUGAGCCUCAGCCUCUAUGAAGCAAAGAACCUCUUUGCUACUCAGACCAAAGCCCAGUCUUUGGCUGCAGAAAUUGACACAGCAUCUCGAGAUGAGCUAAUGGAAGCUCUAAAAGAACAGGAGGAGAUCAACUUCCGGCUGAGGCAGUACAUGGACAAGAUUAUCCUGGCCAUCCUGGACCACAACCCCUCCAUCCUGGAGAUCAAGCACUGAGGAGGGGGCUGGCUGCAGAGCGGCCUUAGGACCUGGGGACCAAGGGGCAGGCCCUGCCCCAGGAUGUGGGCCUGGGCCUGGGCCCACACUCACUGUAAAUGUACCUCUGGCCACCAUGCGUACCGUGUACUGGUGUAUAUGUGGGCUGAGCGUGGGAUCGUGGCUGGUGACACCUGCACAGUGAGCUGUGUGUGCACUUUGUGGUCCCUUUGCAAGGGGCGGAGGGUACUGGCAGCGGAGAGAACAAGGUCUGCCAUGGGAGUUCCUGCGAUAACGAGAACUGGACACUUGUGUUACUUACUGGAUAAAAUGAUUCUACCUCUGGGAUAAGGAUUAGAAAUACUCUAGGGAGACAGGCUCUUCUCUCCCUGCCCCACCUCCCGGGACGAGGAGCAAAAUCUGAUCUUUUCCAGGAGUUUGGUUGCUCUUUCCAGCCUCUUUGGCCAUCUUUCAAGCCCAGGUAUUUGAGCUCAAAGAGAAGGAAGGGGCAUCUGGGGGGACCCAGUGGAGGAGCCCUCGGGCAGCCCUCUGUGGGGCAGUGUACCGUGUCCAGAGGACUCGGGUUCGCAGAGCUGUGGACAGGCCGUCCUCAUUGGUGGGGUUCUUGGCAUCUUGGCUUCUCCCUGCCCUCCCCGCCUGCUCACCUACCUCCCCUUUAUGGUUUGGUUUUGUUUUUAAGACAAUGAAAUAGAAGCACUAUUCACUUGGGUAUAACAUGAAGAAAUCAAAAGGAAAGCAGCAGCUUAGGAGGUGGGGGUGUCAAAACAGGUUGGGCAACCAAAGAAAGGAUUCCCAGAGGAACAGGGCUGCCCGCAGCCGCGCAGACGGACUGUCGCUUGUCACUGGUGGGCUCCUCGCGGCCUGGUGAGGGCAGGCCUCGGGAUAGAUUCCAGAAUCCGAGCUUGGGCUCCCCUGGGGAGCUAGAGCGGCCUCCUUCUUUGGUCUUCAUCCAGGGGAACAGACACUGUGCUGGUGGGACAUGCAGGUGGGAAAGUUGCAGGGAAACCUUUGUCUUCCGUGCUUUGGACACAUGGUGGGAAUUUCCACCAUGGAUUUUUAAUGUGAUCUCUUGUUCUAGGCAGCAGGGAGUAGAUGUGAUCCUUUCCUUCAAGUUUUCCAGUCUAUCUGAAUUUUCUAUAGCUUGUGAUUCGUUUCCUUUACCCAAAUCUAUAUAAACACGGAUGGUCUUAUUU